Messenger RNA from Dunckerocampus dactyliophorus (ringed pipefish), 4479 nucleotides. It is a transcript of the gene rasl10a, whose product is annotated as RAS-like, family 10, member A. Lineage: Eukaryota; Metazoa; Chordata; Actinopteri; Syngnathiformes; Syngnathidae. The record is from RefSeq and is a predicted model, not a curated record. The transcript has 4 exons. Bases 478 to 1089 code for a protein of 203 amino acids. Gene Ontology annotation, molecular function: GTP binding; GTPase activity.
GAGAGAGAGAGAGAGAGAGAGAGAAAGUGGUGUCUUCCCAUCCGCAGACGCACGGUGCUCGUCAAUAGGAUGCCAUUACACAAACCCCACACCCGACGUUCUGCCUGGAUUACUUAUGUCUCCUUAAAAUGACCUAAAGCUGAAUCGUCGAUGGAAGAAAGAAGAUCAUGUCCCUGUGUGUGAUUCCACCACACGUGGAGCGCGUCUCGGCGCCGCGUGAUGGAGGUACGUGGAAGCGGUGCUCGGUGGCCAUGAAGAAGCGAUGAAGACACCGAGGGCUCCUGCCAAGGUCAGAUUGGAGCCUGCUGUGUCCAUGUGGAGGGCACCGAGGAUGCCAUUACAGACAACACACUGGCUGCGUGGAUGACUCGUUCCCGCCUCCAGCUCGGAGUUGUAACUUUGUAAUCCACGAGUGGGAGAUUUGAGUUUUCCAUUGGCCGUGGUGGCUGUCCAUGGUGCUGACCCCGGGCUCCAGGAAUGGUGGAGACGCUGAGUAUCGCCGUCAUCGGUGCUCCCGGAGUGGGCAAAACUUGUAUAAUCCGCCAGUUCAUCUACAACGACUUCUCAGAGGUCUACACGCCGACCCGGUCCAGAUAUGUGUACCGACCCUCCGUCAUUCUCAACGGCAGCAUGUACGAGCUGAAGGUCCUGGACGUCCCGCCGAUCUCAUCCUUCCCGUCCAGCUCCAGUCAGGAGUGGCUGGAUUUGCGUUGCAGAGGUGUUCGCAAUGCCAACGCCUACAUCCUGGUGUACGACAUCUGCUGCGUGGAGAGUUUUGAAUACGUGAAGAUGAUCAGGCAGCAGAUCGUAGAACACAGGGAAGGCAGCAGCAGCGAGGUGCCCAUUCUGGUGGUAGGCAACAAGAGAGAUCUGCAGCGACAGCGCUUCAUGCCUCGCAGGGCGGUGUCGGUUCUGGUCAAGAAGACCUGGAAGUGUGGCUACGUGGAAUGCUCUGCCAAGUUCAACUGGCACGUGGUCCUGCUCUUCAAAGAGCUGCUGGGCAUUGCUGUGGCGCGGGGCCUGCGCCAGAAUCACACCUCCAUCCGUCUGCAGGGGGCACUGCAGAGGAACCGCUGUACUGUCAUGUGACCCUCUCACCUGAGGAUUGGAGCAAAUGACUUCUUGAUCUAAAUGGCUGGAAACAAAAUACCCCGUGGCCUCCUGCUUUACUGAGCUGAUUUUUCAUAAUGAGAUUUCUUAGAAGCUGCGCUGUAUACAAUUUCACUCAUGACCACUUCCGAAUCUCAUAUGACGUAACAGACCUUGCAUUGCAUUGACUCUUACUGCUUCUCUUAGUGAGGCGCUGACUGGAAGGAAGCUAUUUUUGUGAGACUCAAAGCAGAGAGGCAGCAAUAUUUGUUGAGUCUUCCUUUCGAAUGUGUCCUAUUCAGCAAGGUUCACCUGAGGAGACGACUGAACAAAAAGAGACAUUGACAUUGAGAUCAUUACAGAUAGAUAUUAUUAGUAUGUUACUAGAUUCAGAAAAGGUAGCGUGCAUUGUCCCGAUGAAAUUACACUUUUUCUUUCUUGUCCACACUGCCCUUAUGAUGAUGUUUGUUUAGGGGAAAAUGUGUAGAGUUGUCUUGCAGUGGAAAAUGCUGCAGUCCCUUAUCAUGAUGUACUAUAGGGCCCCCACAACCCACCCCACCCCAUCCCUUUUUAUCACACACCCCCACUCAGUGGCUGAUUCUGGUGAAUACAUUAAUGCAAGGGAACGGGGGACCGGCAGGAGGCUGCAGAGCGCUGAGAUGAGGCACUGCAUGCGGGUUUUGCUGUGCGUGUGUGCGUGUGUGCGUGUGUGUGUGUGAGAGAGGGAGGGAGAGAGAGGCAGUCUUGAUCACUGACAUUCAAGCAAGAAAAGGACAAAAAAAAUGCAAAAUGAGAAACACAUGUUAAAAGCUUUGGUUUCAGAAGGAGCAAUAAUUCCACCUGACCGAUGGAGCCACUGAGUUAUAUUAAAAUGCCACACAAACAGUCAAAUCAACCCAUCCACAUGUUAAAAUGCUGCAGCAGAGCUGAAAUACUUCAACCAAACACCCUACAGACACACAGAGAACCUUAAUAAAGCUUGGUAAUCAUGUGAGAUGUACAUGGCUGCACUAAACUUGAGAAGACUUGUACUUAGGAGGGAUUUAUAGGAUAAUUGGCUUGCAUGCUAUUGUUGGUACCACAUCCAACAGGUCAGGUUUUAAUUGCACUGACGUGAAAAUGUGAUAUUGUGUUUGACUGUUUUGUAUAUGUUUUUUUGACACCGUGUAGUGAGCUGCAGAGUGGAGUGAAUGUGAUCGUUUUACACUGGCAUGUGGGAGCACAAGCUCGUGAUUCUCUUCAAGAUGUAGUGUUGACCCUUCUGUCAGGGUAGAUUGCGUGUUUUAGUAGUUUUAUAUAUAUAAACUAUAUCUAUAGUGGUGUGAAAACGUGUUUGCCCCCUUACUGAUUUCUUAUUUUUUUUGCACGUUUGUCACACUUAAAUGUUUCAGAUCAUCAAACAAAUUCAAAUAUUAGUCAAUGACAACACCACUGAACACAAAAUGCAGUUUUUAAAUGAAACGUUUUAUUAUUGUAUGGCCAUGUGUGAAAAAACGAUUGCCCCCUAAACCUAAACAACUAGUUGGGCCACCCAUAGCAGCAACAACUGCAAUCAAACAUUUGCGAUAACUUGGAAUGAGUCUCUUACAGCGCUGUGAAGCGCUUUGCAGAAUUGUUGUAAUUCAGCCACAUUGGAGGGGUUUCCAGCAUGAAGCACCUUUUAAGGUUGUGCUACAGUAUCUCAAUAGGAUUCAGGUCAGGACUUUGACUAGACCACUCCAAAGUCUUCAUUUUGUUUGUCUUCGUCCAUUCAGAGGUGGACUUGCUGGUGUCUUUUGGAUCAUAUCCUCCCUUGAGGUCAUCAACAGAUAGCUGGACAUUCUUCAGGAUUUUUUGUGAGACAGCAGAAGUCAUGGUUACAUUUAUCACAGCAUGUCUUCCAGGUCCUGAAACAGCAAAACAGCCCCACCCAGAUCAUCACACUACCACCACCAUAUUUUACUGUUGGUAUGAUGUUCUUUUUCUGAAAUGCGGCAUUAGUUUUAUGCCAGAUGUAAUGGGACACACACCUUCCAAAAAGUUCAACUUUUGUCUCAUCAGACCACAGAGUAUUUUCCCAAAGGUCUUGGGGAUCAUCAAGAUGUUUUCCGGCAAAACUGACACGAUCCUUAAUAGACCAAGCAGAGGUUUUGGUCUUGGAACUCUACCAUGGAGGCCGUUUUUGCCCCAUGCCUUUCUUAUGGUGGAGUCAUGACACUGACCUAAACUGAGCCUUGCAGUUCCUUGGAUGUUGUUGUGGGGUCUUUUGUGACCUCUUGGAUGAGUCGUCGCUGCGAUCUCGGGGGCAUUUUGGUUGGCCGGCCACUCCUGGGAAGAUUCACCACUGUUCCAUGUUUGUGGAUAAUGGCUCUGACUGUGAUUCAGAAUGGCUUUAGAAAUGGCUUUACAACCUUUUCCAGAGUGAUAGAUCUCAGUUAAAUUAGUUAAGUUGUGUUUUAACAGGGGGGCAAUCACUUUUUCACACAGGGCCUUGUAGGUUUGGAUUUUUUUUCUCUCUUAGUCAUAAAAAGCUUCAUUUUAAAACUGCAUUUUGUGUUCAGUUGUGUUGUCAUUGACUAAAUAUUUGAAUUUGUUUGAUGAUCUGAAACAUUUCAGUGUGACAAACUUGCAAAAAAUAAGAAAUCAGGAAAGGGACAAACACUUUUUCACGCCACUGUAUAUAUAUAUAUAUGAAAAAGAUGUAGCAGCAACCAAGUGUAGCAUGAGUUAUCAUCAGAUUGUCUGUGUGUUUCCAAAUAAAAAGGGCUACAUUUUUCUUUUUUUUUUUUAUCUGACUUGUAUUUAUUUUCCUGUGCUGGUAUUGUAAUGUUUUGACAUAUGAUGGAUUAAAUGCAUUUGGGAACAGUAACCCUACAUUUACUUCGCAGUGCCUUGCAUUUGUCAUCACUGUGUGGCAACAUUUGGCCAAUACUGCCAUCUAGUGGCAGAGCAUUAUUAGUGGGCCUUAAUUGGAUUUGGGAUGGACUCCUGUUCUUUAUUGUAUUACAUCUUGUACCAAUCGAUUUUUAGCAAUGUCGGUUGCUAGUGUGUAAACUAUUGUACAUUGGUCAUCUCAUUGUUUACUGUGCAGUGUAGCAUAGCACUGGUAGCCUGUGUAAAGACAGUGAUGAAGGUUUAUUUUAACGGAAGUGUCAACAAAAACAUGACUCCUUAAUAUAGUUUUUACAGAAUUUUCAAAAAUCGAGUGACAUAUUUGUCAUGCAUGCAGAAUGACAUAUACUAUAUCAAUACAUAAUCCUGGCUUCAGUAAAAUAAGUUAGAUUGUCUCAAAAACAACAUAUAAUUUAUUCAAGACUGUAGUAAGUACGUUUACAUCAGCCACAAUACUGGAAUAAGAUUAAUAAGUCUUAACAAAAACCCAUCUGGCCUUGCAUAAAAGCCCUACUUCAC